AAUUAUUCGAUAUAAUCUUUAUUCACAGUGUAAUUACACCACUGGAGUCCGGGGAAAGAAUAGUGUACCAACAUUGUAGAGAGAAGUACGACUUCAAAUGUCCACUGAACAAUUCUGAAGUAGCAAGACAAGUAAAUGGAUCGCUGUAAGUAGUAGCAAAUACUUUUUCCAUGGUUCCGGCAGAGUCGUUAACCCAAUCCUCGAGCGGUAAAGAGGUUGUUUCCGAUACAACCUCAACUCAAAUAAAUGCAAUUCAAAGCAGAUCAAAAAUGAAACUACAAAUGUAGAGAAGCCAUGUCAAUUCAUGCAUUUGGGCUCAUCAAAUGUAGAGAGAUCAACAUUCUCACGUACAGUGGAUUUCCUGCGGCCUAUACACACAAAGCCCAACAAAAUGUUUGGGCUCAUCAUUCAAAAAGGGCUUGGGCUUAUAAAUGGGCUAGUAGAUUCCGUUGCCGCCUUUAAAACGGCCCAUUAGCAUCAGUGACGCAUAUAUCACGUGAUUAGCCAUAUCCCUAACUAACUAUGGUAAACUUUUCACCAACCACGGUGACUUUUAACCCAAGUCCCCUCUCUAACAAACUCUCCAAGAUCCUGACACCUGUCCCAUCUAACGGCUGUGAUUAUCUUCCAAUAAAUUAUCCGCUUUCACAUCGUCCUAUAUAACAUUCCGCCUCGCCUAAACCCUAAGCACAAUCGUACCCAGUAAGCUUGAGAAAUUUCUAGAGAGAAAAAAGAGAAUGGCAAAUCCAAAGGUUUUCUUUGACCUCACCAUCGGCGGCCAACCGGCCGGACGCGUCGUGAUGGAGCUGUUCGCCAACGAUGUUCCUAAGACGGCGGAAAACUUCCGUGCACUCUGCACCGGCGAGAAGGGCGUCGGAAGGAUGGGUAAGCCUUUGCACUACAAAGGCUCCACCUUCCACCGUGUGAUCCCAGGGUUCAUGUGUCAAGGAGGUGAUUUCACCGCCGGAAACGGUACUGGAGGAGAAUCGAUUUACGGCGCUAAGUUUGCUGAUGAAAACUUUAAGAGGAAGCACACCGGACCUGGAGUUCUAUCCAUGGCUAAUGCUGGACCUGGAACCAACGGUUCACAAUUCUUCAUCUGCACUGCUAAGACUGAAUGGCUUGAUGGAAAGCACGUUGUUUUUGGUCAGGUUGUUGAAGGAUUUGAUGUGAUUAAGAAGGCUGAAGCUGUUGGAUCCAGCUCUGGAAGGUGCUCUAAGCCUGUUGUGAUUGCUGACUGUGGUCAACUCUGCUAGAUCUGAUGGACCCUUGAUGAUGAUGAUCUAGUGUUAUUAUCAGUCCUAAUAUUUGAGUCGCCGUUUUAGGCCUUUGUUUUUAAUUUUAAUCUAUGUUUACUGUUUGGUUGGGUUGGGUCGGGUUGAAGGGUCUAGGGUUUUGCUGUAAUUGGUAUUGGUUUGGCUUGUACCAGUUUAUGUUUUAAUCUUAAGACUACUACAAUUAAAUAAGAUAAUAGAUUUCCAUCUUA
Capsicum annuum is the source of this 1486-nucleotide messenger RNA. Its product is annotated as peptidyl-prolyl cis-trans isomerase. Gene Ontology annotation, molecular function: peptidyl-prolyl cis-trans isomerase activity. The coding region runs from base 738 to 1256 and encodes 172 amino acids. The transcript has a single exon. Gene Ontology annotation, biological process: protein folding; protein peptidyl-prolyl isomerization. The record is from RefSeq and is a predicted model, not a curated record. Lineage: Eukaryota; Viridiplantae; Streptophyta; Magnoliopsida; Solanales; Solanaceae.